Molecule: messenger RNA, 9425 nt
Organism: Diceros bicornis minor
Lineage: Eukaryota; Metazoa; Chordata; Mammalia; Perissodactyla; Rhinocerotidae
Gene: ARHGEF19
Product: Rho guanine nucleotide exchange factor 19
Exons: 14
Coding region: 6651-8978 (775 amino acids)
Biological process (GO): regulation of actin cytoskeleton organization; activation of GTPase activity
Molecular function (GO): guanyl-nucleotide exchange factor activity; protein binding
Source: RefSeq, a predicted model, not a curated record
UCAGCCAUCUGCGCGUCGGACAGACCUGAGUUCAAGUUCAGGCUCUGCCGCCGACCCGCUGUAACCCGGGAUAUAUUAUAGAAUAAGAUUUAUUUCAUAGGGUCGUUAUGAAGAUUCAGUGUCAAGCGCUUGCGCAGUGCCUCGCACAUCGUAGGUGCUCGAUAAAUUAAUAUCACUACACUACUAAUAUUAUUAUCUCUUGGCAACAGACCUGGAGGAAGGAAAGGAAGCAUGCUCCCUCCAGCUUUGCUCAAGAUCGUCGUUCUCUAGCCCUACCUAUAACAGGAUCCCUAGUGUUAAGGGGUUCGAAUUAUACCUCUGUGUCUUUGGGCAUAUGACAACCUUUAUAUGCUGUGGUUUCUUCACCCGUAAAAUAGGCGUAGUAAUUGUACUCACCGCCUAGAACUGUUGUGAGGAUUAAAUGAAUGAAUACCCGGAAAACCCUCAAAUACUGCCUUGCAUUUAGUCAGCGCUCCAUAAAUUAAGAUUGCUGAGGCAAUCCUUCUCUUUGGCCCGCCUUCUCCCCAGCACGUGGUGUUCUUCUUGUGCCUCAUCGCCUGGCUCGUGCCCGGCGUGCCAGCCGGACUGGCCACCAAGAUAAAGCGCGGGCGCUACCUUGGCCAAGCAGGCGCUGGCGGUCAACCGGGAGGCGCUGCUCUCUGUCAGCACGGCCCGCGGACACUGGCCCCACCCCUGACCACGCCCCCUAGACCCGCCCCAGGCCUUAGGUCAGCUUUCUUGCCCCGCCCUCUGGUUUGGCCUCGCCCAGAGGGAGGAUUGGCUGGAUUCCCUCUAUUUAUUGCCUGGCCCCGCCCUUCAAGAAACUCCGCCCACGCCACGCCCCUCUUUUAACAUUAAUCCCAAAGGAGUCGCUUCUGCUCUGGAGGGCCAGAGCUCUGCCUGACCAAGCCGUGUUUUCUGUCCACUGCAGCAGGGGCGUUGUCCCCGGAGCCCAGGACGCAGGGGCGAGUGAGCCAGGACUGCCCUUCCAGGACCCUAGGUCCCCCAGGAUGCUCCUUCGAUUGGGGUCCUCUGCUUCUGGCUAGGGGUCUGAGCGGUACCUUGGCCAGCGACCCCACGGCCGCCCUGGAGCUGGGAAGAGAGGGAGGAUUAGAGUUCUCUGAGGACCCCUAGUCCUGCAUUGCCGCCCUCUCCCUGUUCCCCAUCUCCUGCCCUUGUGCAGUGCUGACAAUAAACUUCUCUCUGCACCCCAGCUUGCACCUCUCCAUGGACACCUGGACCCCCACACAUGUGCAAUGUCUCUUCAUUACCUGACGAUGUUCUGGGGGGCCAAACUGGAUAUGAGGGAUUAGCAGGGACCUAAUCUCUCUGAAUGGAAUGGUCACCAGUUGGUAGCAGAGAAUUCAUUGGGGUCUGGGCCCUGGAUCCCUUGCCCCAUAUGUUCAUCAAGGCCUGUAGUGUCUGAAUAAUAAUAACAACAGGGUUGAGGCUGGCCCAGUGGCGUAGCGGUUAAGUGUGCGCACUCCACUGUGGCAGCCUGCAGCCCGGGGUUCGCAGGUUCGGAUCCCGGGUGUGCACCGAUGCACCACUUGUCAAGCCAUGCUGUGGCAGCGUCCCACAUAAAGUAGAGGAAGAUGGGCACGGAUGGUAGCCCAGGGCCAAUCUUCCUCAGCAAAAAGAGGAGGAUUGGCAACGGAUGUUAGCUCAGGGCUAAUCUUCCUCACACACACACACAAAAUAAUAAUAAUAACAGGAUUUAGUUAGGUCAGCUGAGACACCUCCCAGUGGACUUUCACGCACUUUUCACCAGAUCCUCCCCAAAAUCUGAUGAGGCAGUACUGAGCAGUGGUUAAGGACGCAGGUUGUGGUGGAGUCAGACAGACCUGGAUUUGAAUAUUAAUUCUGACUCAUUAGCUGUGUGACCUUGGGCAAGUUAUUUAAUCCUUUGAACCUCAAUUUCAUCAGCUAUAAGAUAGGGACUUCAUACAGCUGAUGAGAGAUUUAAAUGGGAUAAUGCCCAUGACCUAACCUGUGCAAGCCUCAUGGCCUCAUCUGAUGAGUGGGAGCAGUAACAGCAUCUACCUCGUAGGGUCGUGGGAGAUUACAUGAACAAAUUGGUGUGAAGUGCUCAGAACAGUGCCUGGCACAUAGUGAGUGUACAAUAAGAGUUAUUAGCAACAUGAAUAUUAGUAUGUGUGUACAUAUUAAUAUUAAUACUAAAUGCCUGACAAUUACUGAAUGCUCAAAUAAACAGUAGGUAAUAUUAGAGAGAAAGCAGCUUCCCCUUUCACAGCCUUGGGAAGAUUGCAUACCAGGAACAGAGUAGCCCUCCUUCCCGGAGGCUGGUUCUACUUGGGCUAUUUGAAUUGGUUUGUUGAGGGCUCAUUUGGUGUGGACUAGAGUCUGGGAAGGCUUCCUGGUAGAGGAGGCCGUUGGAAAUGGUGAGGUGGAUCAUUCUAGGCAGCAAGGGAGGAUGGGUCAUUCAGGAGGAGUGGUGAUGCUGGAACGGCUGGCCAGGAUGAUGCCAGAUGCGUCACAUCACCGACUUGCAUGAUUUCCAUCUCACAAUCGUAGAGAUGAGUAUUCCCGUUUUAUAGAUGCUAUAGCUGGCUCAGAGGCGGUCAGCACACUGUGGAGUUCUCAGGGUCUCUGAGGAGCCCAGGACUUGGGAGGUUUUCUAUGAAGCUCGCAGGAUGCUCCCCAGCCCCAAAGAGCCCCCUGUGCAUGUCUCACAUUUGGGAAGGUCCAGAAGAAGAGUGACCUGUCUCCUGGGAGGAAAAGCAGUGCCUCCCUCAUCUUUAGGACGUCGGUCUGGGGUCCUUCUGAGCCUCUCCUGGGCAUAGGACUCCCAUUGUUCCAGCCCCCCUCUUGUACCCCAGACUGGCCAAACCGGUUCUGGGGAAGGGGGGUGGGGAGCAGGCACGUUGAGACAGCCGCCCGCCUGCCUGCCUGCAAGGUUCCCUCCACCUUCGCCUCCCCCCUCCGCGCCCCACACAAUACCCAGGAGCUUGCAUUGCCCGGCUCAGGGGCCAUGCUGACAUCGCCCCCUGAGGACCUGGCUGCAACCCCAGAGCCCCCAGGGUGGUCUGGAGCCCUGGACCUUGCCGGAGGCCGGACGGAGCUCCCUGGCUGAGGUAGGGCCCCAUCCGGUUGCCAGCAGCCCCAUCCUCCUCCCGCCAGUCUUCCCGAGGGAGUCCUUUGUGCUGCCUGCCUGGCCUCUGAUCCUGGCUCCCACCCCCACCCACUUAUGGCCUCCUGGGGCUCUGCAGCCUGCUUGGCCUGGAUCCCCUUUCUGGCCAUGACCUCCCACUUGGCUUUGUCCCUUAAGGGGCAGAGGGGCCCUGGCAGGACGCUUCUCUGGGCAGCAGGGCAAGGGGCACCAGGGAGGGGGCAGGGAACAGCUGGGCACAGGAGGCUUCCCCUGGACCAUGGUAGUGUCCAGGGACCCUCUCUGCCAGCCUUGCCAAGUAGGCCCAUUGUCCAUGUGAUUAGCAGUGCCCACUGGAUGGGACCCUCCUUGGCCCCUGCCCAUCCUUCUCGGCCUGCAGAGACACUCAUGAUGUCACAGGUUUCCUAGAGGGCAGCCAGGAGGGCCCUUAGGGUCUACUUUACAGGGGACACUGAGGCCCAGGGACAGGCUCUGCCUUGCCUAAGGCCACACAGCUGGUCAGUGUCAACACUGGGCCUUGAACCUUGGCAGGGGUUUUCUGCUGUAGGUUCCAGAAUGACCCUUGCCUAGUGGGACUGGAGUAUCCUGUGAUCAUGUCUUGGGCAGGUCAUAUCCCUGCUACCUGGGGCCAGUUCUCUUCUUGAGGUUUUUUUUCAAGCAGACAUGAGCUACAUACAAUAUGAACACAGCUCUCCCCUCCUUGAUCCCCAGCAUUGAGGUUGAGUGGGCCACAUCCCCGGAAGGCCACAGGGCUGGCAUCCCAGCUAGAUGGGUCAUUCCCAUUGCCCCCUGGCCUGGAUAGAGGUGGAGGCUGACUUGCUCCUGACUUUCCCCCUAGGGACCUGCCUUCAACCACAUCUCCCCAGAAAGCCUUCCACCACCACCCCCAGGACAUUCACCCAGCCUUCUCCUCUGAGGCUUUCAUAGGAGCUGUUCCUGCCCCAAGGGUUCCAUAUUUUUGCUCAUUUAUCUCUGCAACUGACAAGGGUGAGGAGGUUCCUCCCUGCCCUCCAGGGGCUUCCAGAACCCAAAUGGAGAGAAUCUCACAGAAGACAAGGGAGCAGGGGCAUGUGUGUAUUCUUGCACGUGUGUGCCCACAGAAGCAAAUGGGACUUCUGUGUUGAGGACUUCUGACUCCUGGAGAGAGAGAGGCCUGUCUGGUGGGCAGUGGUCCCCUGUGUCUCCUGCCACGUGCUCCUAAAAAGUAGGGUGUGUCUCAUCCUCUGCCUCAAUUUCCCCAUCUCUGUAAUUGCCCAAGCCAUCCCCCUGACUAGAGAAAGACUAAUAAUAAUACUCCGAAGAAUCACUAUCAACUACAAAGCUCCCACUGAGAGCUAGGUGCUCUAUAUGCGUUAUCAUUAAUUCUCAUAUUAGCUUAUGAAGUUGGGAUGACCAUCCUAUUUACCAGAUGAGGAAACUGAGAGACUUGCUCAGAUGGUCAGAAGUUUAAGGUAUAAGCUACAGCUGUCCCUGAGGGGAGGGCCUGAAGGAGUAAUUGUCCCUUAGGAGCAGCCAAUACCCCCCACCCACAGACACACACACCAGGAAGGGGAUGAAGAGAGCAGGGGAAGCAACUCUUCUCGACUUUGCUCGGCUUCUCCGAGGGGCUGUGCAGAGAGAGUGGGGCCCAGUCACAGACCCAGCCGUCCUCCCCUGGGUCCUCUCCUCCCUCCCUGUCUCCCAGGGUCUCUGAGACAGUCACUGUUUCUCUCAGGCCAGGGCUUUCUCCUUACCUAUGUGCACUGGGUCCCUGGGUAUUUCGGCUGAAUGGUUAGCUAUUGCUCCCUUCAGGAAGCCUUCCUGGAAUGCCCAGGUUGAGCUGAGCCCAGCUCUCUACUCUGAUGGUUCCUCUGGCUUGGCUCCUGCCAACUGGGAUUAUGGCUGUUUUUGUUUUCGGCUCCCCCACUAGAUUGGCAACCCAGCAGGGCACAAAGUGUUUGUCCAUCUGUCUCCCUGGGUUUUUCUGGGCUUCACCUCUGUCUCUGAGUGUCUGGUCUGUCUGGAAUUGUCAAUGUCUCUGUCUCUCUGUCUCCACAUCUGGGUCCCUGAAUGUCUCAGCAUCUGUGGUUUUCUGGUUUUGAGUGCUUUGGGGUCUCGGUUUCUGAGUUGCUGCCUAAAAGGUCUCCAGGUCUCUAUCUCUCAGUCUCUCAGUCUCUGUCUCCUGGGUCUCCUGGCCCUGCCAGGCUGGGCAUUGCCCCUUUGGCCCAGGGGGCCUCUGGGGGUCCAUGCUGCCCGGCCUGCCCGUAGCGAGGCCCGGCUAGGGUAGGCCCCCGCCCAGCCUGCUGCCUGCCUCCUCCCUCUCUGCCCGCUUGCCUCACCACAGGGUUUGAUGAAUCAAACUCUUUGUCUGGGUGGGAUCUCCCCCAGCCAGCUGGGCAGAGAGAGGGCUUCCCCUGCCGGAGCAGCCAAACAACAUCUGCAGUGGGCCUCGGCUGGAGAGGUGAGGGGCUGCAGGAGGGCAUCUAGCAAGGGCCACGGGGCAAGGGCUGUGGGCACUCGGACCCCUCGAUCAUUAGGCCUGUCCUGAGGCUCCGGCAGGCUCCCUGGGGAUGACUUCCUACCCAGAGAGGAUCCUUUAGCCUGGCCUGAUCCCAGGACUGGGAGCUGGGUAGGGAAGAACCCCUCUCUCACCCCAAGCUGGGGGGCUGGGGCACCUCCCUGCCCUUCUCCUGGGAGGGCCCAGCCUGAUCUAGGUGGUGGCCCGCCUGCCAGUCUGUGACCCUCCCAGCCAGCUUGGCAUGGGUGUGGGCACCACUCAGUGCUGAAAGCUGCAAUGCUGGGCAUGGGAGGGGAGGUUGGGGAAGACCAAAGCAAGGACUUCUGGGUCUGUGUGUUUGUCUGCAUCCUGGUGCGUGAGUGUGAGAAAGUGGAUAUGUAAAUAUCUGAUGGAUCAGUGUGUGUGUGAAAAAGUGUGUGACUGUAUAUUGUUGUGUAAAAAAGUGUGUGUGAAUGUGUGAGCCUGUGAAUUUGAAAUGUCUGAGUGUAUCUGUGAAAGUGUGUAUGUCAAGUGUGUACUUGGGAGAAAAUGUGUGUGGUGUGUGUGUGUGUGUGUGCAUGGAACAUACAUGGAUUUGUGUGGCAAUGUAUGUAUCUGUAUGUCUGAUCGUAUGUCAGUGAGAGUUAGAAAAUGUACAAGGUGGUUAAAAGUGCGGAUUCAGGAGCUAGACUGCCUGGGUUUGAAUCCUGGCUCCACCAUUUACCAAGUAACAACCUCUGUGCCUCACUUUCCUCUCCUAUAAAAUGGGGAUAAUAAUAGCAUCAACUCAGGGUUGCCAUGAGGAUUAAAUGAGAUAAUAUGUAUAAAGCACUUGGCCUGUCAUUCAGUAAGUGUUAAGUAUUAGCUAGUACUACUAUAAUUAGGGGUGUGAGUGUGCUUGUACAGAUGUGUGUACACAUGUGUACACAAGCGUUUGUCCAGGCCUCCAGGACAUGACGGCUCACUGGCCAGCUCUGCUGUCCUGUGUCUGGCUUUGAUACCUUCUCCCCCGCAGGCCCAGGUGGGUGGCAGAGCAAAGGAGGAAUGGACUGUGGGCCACCUGCCACCCUCCAGUCCCACCUGGCUGGGCCACCUAGCACUGCCUGCCACCCAGUAGCCGUGUGCCAGCAGGAGAGUCUGUCCUUUGCGGAAUUGCCCACCCUGCAGCCCCCAAGCCCUGUGUGUCUGGAUCUCUUCCCCGUUGCGCCAGAGGAGCUGCGGGCUCCUGGCAGCCGCUGGUCCCUGGCGACCCCUGCUCCUCUCCAAGGGCUGCUAUGGCCACCAUCCCCAGGAGACCCAGACACCGAGAUCUCCACCAGUGGGGGGAUGCGGCCCAGCAGGGCUGGCAGCUGGCCACACUGUCCUAGUGCCCAGCCCCCAGCUCUGGAGGGACCCUGGAGUCCCCAGCACCCACAGCCGCAGCGCCGGGCCAGCCAUGGCUCGGAGAAGAAGUCAGCCUGGCGCAAGAUGCGGGUGUACCAGCGUGAAGAGGCCCCUGGCAGCCUGGAGGCCCAUGCUGUGUUCCUGGAGCCUGGCCAGGCGGCAGAGCAAGCCCGGAGCACAGAGGAGCCUCGGCAGCUGGAGCUGUCUGGGCCCACCCGCGUGGGCCUCGAGGGGCCUGAGCGGAGGCGCUUCUCAGCCUCUGAGCUGAUGACCCGGCUGCACUCUUCUCUGCGUCUGGGGCGGAAUUCGGCAGCCAGGGCACUGACCACAGGGUCAGGCACUGGAGCAGCUCGGGAAGGGAAAGUGUGUGGAAGGGAGUCGCGCAGUGUAGAAGUGAGAGUGAACGGUAUGGCGACGCCAGCCCCGGUUGACGCGAGCGGGGACCACGGCGGCUGGCCUGAGCCCAGGCUGGACACGCAAGAAGAGCCAGCUCUGGGUUCCCGGAGCGCUAGCGAGCGGCGCCAGUCACGGUUCCUCCUCACCUCCGUCCUCUACCAGGAAUACAGCGACGUGGCCAGCGCCCGCGAACUGCGGCGGCAGCAGCGCGAGGAGGAGGGCCCGGGGGACGAGGCGGAGGGCGCAGAGGAGGGGCCCGGGCCGCCGCGCGCCAACCUCUCGCCGAGCAGCUCCUUCCGGGCGCAGCGCUCGGCGCGAGGCUCCACCUUCUCGCUGUGGCAGGACAUCCCCGACGUGCGCGGCAGCGGCGUCCUGGCCACGCUGAGCCUGCGCGACUGCAAACUGCAGGAGGCCAAGUUUGAGCUGAUCACGUCCGAGGCCUCGUACAUCCACAGCCUCUCGGUGGCCGUGGGCCACUUCUUAGCCUCGGCUGAGCUGAGCGAGUGUCUGGGGGCGCAGGACAAGCAGUGGCUGUUCUCCAAACUGCCCGAGGUCAAGAGCACCAGCGAGAGGUUCCUGCAAGACCUGGAGCAGCGGCUGGAGGCAGAUGUCCUGCGCUUCAGCGUGUGUGACGUUGUGUUGCACCACUGCCCGGCCUUCCGCCGCGUCUACCUGCCCUACGUCACCAACCAGGCCUACCAGGAGCGCACCUACCAGCGCCUGCUCCUGGAGAACCCGAAGUUCCCUGGCAUCCUGGCUCGUCUGGAGGAGUCUCCCGUGUGCCAGCGUCUGCCCCUCACCUCCUUCCUCAUCCUGCCGUUUCAGAGGAUCACCCGCCUCAAGAUGCUGGUGGAGAACAUCCUGAAGCGGACAGCGCAGGGCUCUGAAGAUGAAGACAUGGCCACCAAAGCCUUCAACGCACUCAAGGAGAUCUUCCCACUGAUCUCUCAGGCCCGCUGGCUGGUUCGGCAUGGGGAGCUGGUGGAGCUGGCGCCACUGCCCGCCGCACCCCCCGCCAAGCUGAAGCUGUCCAGCAAGGCGGUCUACCUGCACCUCUUCAAUGACUGCUUGCUGCUCUCCCGGCGGAAGGAGCUCGGGAAGUUUGCUGUGUUUGUCCACGCCACAAUGGCCGAGCUGCAGGUGAGGGGCCUGAGCCUGAAGCUCCAGGGCAUCCCCGGCCACGUGUUCCUCCUGCAGCUCCUCCACGGGCAGCACGCGAAGCACCAGUUCCUGCUACGCGCCCGGACGGAAAGUGAGAAGCAGCGGUGGAUCUCGGCCAUGUGCCCCUCCAGCCCCCAGGAGGACAGGCUGGUCAUCAGCGAGGGAGAAGACCGCCCCCAGGUUCAGUGUGUCAGGACAUACAAGGCAUUGCAGCCGGACGAGCUGACCUUGGAGAAGACUGACAUCCUGGCAGUGAGGACCCGGACCAGUGACGGCUGGCUGGAGGGGGUCCGCCUGGCAGACGGUGAGAAGGGGUGGGUGCCCCAGGCCUACGUGGAAGAGAUCAGCAGCCUCAGUGCCCGCCUCCGCAACCUCCGGGAGAACAAGCGGAUCACGAGUGCCACCAGCAAAUGGGGGGAGCCCCCCGCGUGAUGGGCAGCCGUGGCCUGGGACACCAGCUCCCUGGCCGGCUCCUGGGCAGGUCUGGAGGGGGCCUGCGUGUCUCCAUGCCCCAAGCCUCUGCUGCUGAGACUUCUGUUCCGUGGCCUGGCAUCGAGGGUACAGGCUGGACACAGGAGGGGGUUCCCUCCAGAGGGUCUCAUGCUCCUCAGUGUCCCACUUCAGGGCUGAGGGCAGUUCCUUCCUCUGGCACGGGGGCCACACAGGUGACCUCUGAUAUCUGGCAGGGACUGGGGCCCUCUCCCUUCCAUGCCCUCCACCUGGCCUGACUCGUGGUCCCUCUGGCAGGGGCCUCGCUGGGAACGGCUCUGGUGACGAUGGGUGCUGGGACCUAUGUAUAUGUCUGGGGUCUUCCGGCCAGAGCCUGUGUGGGGCCUGGUUUCUGUGACUUGUCUGUAAAUAAACUCCCCUAAUGCCUUU